This is a messenger RNA of Gymnodraco acuticeps, 5000 nucleotides long. It is a transcript of the gene palmdb, whose product is annotated as palmdelphin b. Gene Ontology annotation, biological process: regulation of cell shape. The coding region runs from base 210 to 3071 and encodes 953 amino acids. Gene Ontology annotation, cellular component: cytoplasm; membrane. The transcript is spliced from 8 exons. The record is from RefSeq and is a predicted model, not a curated record. Lineage: Eukaryota; Metazoa; Chordata; Actinopteri; Perciformes; Bathydraconidae.
AGUGACAGACUCACGGGGAGCAGAUAAAGAGAGAGAGAGAGAGAGGAGAGAGGGGGAGAGUCUUCUCAGCUGGUCUGAAUCUCUCUCAGCCUACACACACAUUCUGGGCUCAGUAAUGUUGAACACGCUGCAAGAGUGAGCUCUACCUUCCUCACACACUCUGCCAUCACCUGCCCGAGGACACAGCACCACACACACACCCGGCCAUCAUGGAGGAGGCUGGCCUGCUGAAGGAGAGGCUCCAGGCCAUCACGGACAAAAGGAGAAUCCAGGAGAACAUCGCCAAGAAAAGGAGAGAGAUUGAAGAGGAGAAAUUGAAACUCCAGUACAUAAAGAAGAAGGCCCUGAGGGAGCAGUGGCUGAUGGACGGCCUGAGUCAGCAGCAGGAGGAGCAGGAGGCCAUGAGGCUGCAGGCUGAGGACGAGCAGCAGCAGAGCGACCAGCUGCAGAGCAACAUCCUCAGAAUAGAGAAGGAGAUCGAGGCGUUGGAAACACAGGAGCUCGACAUCUCGGCCAAUGAGGAAGCAGUUCUGAAACGGUUAAAAGAAGUGGAGAGGACGGCUGAGGAUAUAAUAAAGAGAGCUACCUCGAUGGAUUUCGAGGCAAAUGGAAAAGAACUGAACGAAGGUUGCAGCACAGCCGUCACCAUGGAAACCACUGAACAAUCGGAGCCGGCGAUGGACUGUGAGGUGGAGGUCGCAGUGGCUGAUUCACCUGAGCACAGGGAAGAUUGCACUGCAGAUGAUGAGCCUGUUUGCUUAGAGACAGACACAUCAGAUUUCCCAGGGGAAACGGCGAUGCUUGACAAAUUAUUAACUGACCUGCCAACUGGCACAAUUGAGAUUGACAACACUGACUGCCCUGAAACGCCUUGUGAGGCUCCAAAUGAAGCUUUGAUACUGGAAUCAGGGCAUGAAGAGCUCAACAGGAAUGAGUCAAUCAACUCCUCUGUGUCUGACACACUCUCCAGUGCUGACAGUGUUUAUGAGAACGAGGUACAUUGUAAGAAGCAGGACAUGCCAGAACAAGAUCCUGAGCAAGAACAAGUCCCUGAGCCAGAGCAGUAUCCCGAGCCAGAACAAGACCUUGAACCAGAACAAGUUCAACGUCAAGUUCAAGACGUUGAACCAGAGCUAGAUGUUGAACAAGCGCAAUUCCCCGAGCCAGAGCAAUUCCCUGAGCCAGAACAAUUCCCUGAGCCAGAGCAAUACCCCGAACCAGAAGAAGACACUGUACCGGAUUAUUACCCUGAUGAAGACCUAGACCUGGGGCAGUACCCUGAGCCUGAUCAAGACCCUGAACUAGACGAGUACCCUGAGCCGGAGCCAUAUCCUGACCUAGAGUUAUACCCUGAACCGGAACCUGAGGAUGAGGAUAAUAAGCUUUAUCUCGAAGAUGAUGGUUAUCCAAAUGUGGCAGUCGAUGCAGAGGAAGACCCAGAGGCCUGUGAAAUCCUGUUUGAACCACCCAUUACAGAGGAGUCGAUAUUAGAGCAAUGUAUUAGAGAAGAUGCAAUGUCAGAUGUUUCCAAUGAGUUCUGCCAUGACCAAGACCCUGAUGAUAUGGACGAAUGCCUGGGAGUUGAGAUUGAAGCCGCUUCCUCAGACAGUGACACAGAUGACAAAUGGAGAUCAAUAUUUUCUUCUUCCAUAAAUAAAGAAGAUGAUGACUCAUAUUUGGACAAUCUUGAGCUGAGUGCUCAGGAGCUCUUUGUGCAGAAAGUUGAGGUGACAGACUUUCAGGAGGAAGACACCAACAACAUCGAAGAAGUCCAUAUUGAGGUUCCACAAGUGGAAGAAGUUCUGGAACAACCUGAGGAUACUAUUUCCUUUCCUAUUCCUCCACAAGAGGUUAAGUAUAACCCUUUAGGCCUUCAAGGUUUGUCCAAAAUCUCUGAAGAUGAGGGUGAAAAUGGAAGAGAUGCCAAUCAUAACCACGCCGCCAAUGAAAAGCACAUUGAUGCAGACUCGAACAAGAAGCAACCGAAAGACUUCUGUGUGAUACAGGAGACCAAGAGUAAGAAUGUCAGCACAGAGCAUGUGGACUUCCAGCUGGCUCGAAAACAGUGGCGGGAAAUGGAGGAGCAAACUAAGAACAAGAUCAUCAUCCCUACAACCAAGCCCCCCAGCUUUCACGGCAGCCACAGCUUCAUGUACACACCGGUCCGCAACAUUGAAAGAACUCAGAAGAAAGCUUACGAACUGGAGAACUUGAAUCUGCUUGGCGAUUAUCCUCACACGCAAUUCAGCCCUUGCUCAGAGGAUUCUGGCCUGGAUGAUUCCAGCUACAGGUCACCGUAUGAUGACUUGGAGACAUCUGUCGAAAGGGAGAUUCGCAUAUCAAUGGAGCGGGAGGAAAACUUCAGGAGAGAAAAGGGCCUCUCCAGGAUGGGCAAAUCCACUGAUUGUGCUCCAUCACGAAGUAUGCCGAGAUCUAUAAGCACUCCACUGACGCCGUCAUUCAUCAUUACCACCUCACCCAGUAAGGAACCACAAAGACAUGAAGUAUCGGCAAACAACGUCAUCAUUCUCGACCCAAGAAAUGAUUUCACAUCCAACCUGAGACAUGGCAAAGACAACGGGGCGGCUCAGUCCGGAGAGUGGUGCUCCGAGGACAGCAGCUCCAACGUCAUCAUCCUCGAGACAUCCAACCUGAUUAUCCGAAGUGCCUCCGAUUUCUCACUCAACAAAGCCUGUGAGCAACCCCAGGAGAAGAUGUUCCUUAACAACCCCUUUUUCAAGCUGCGUUCAAGAAGCACAAUGUCGCUGGUGGAUGAAGAGAUUAAGAUGAUGAAGCAGAGGGAGGAAGAGCUCAAGAAAGAGAGGGUGAAUAUGUACGGGAAAGACAGGUUCGAUAACGAAAGGAUAUUGUCAAAUCACAUGGACACGUUGUCGUUUGACAAUCCAGUGAAGUGCAAGUCGUCCCCAUCAUCACCAAUGAAAACGGCCUACAGGAUGGAUCGCUCUGCUUUAUCCUGUGAUCACAGAUUUCCAGACCUCUACGCAGGAGGAAGACGCAAGAGUGCUAUGGCUCUGCGCUGGGAGGCGGGCGAGUUUACAAAAAACGAAUGAAGAGGACCAAGUCAACAGUUUGCCAUAUAUGGCCAUCAAUUGUCAAUGUUUUACUCAUCCAAGUUGAAUGCAGUGUUGCAAUUGUUUGUUUCAUUUUGUGACAAAACCGAAACGCUCUGCUUCUGUGAUGCUUUGGGCAAAAUUGGCAAGACAAUGAGAAUGGUUUUUUUUUGUUGACAAAAUUCAUAUAAAUCUUCUACAGUUUUAUUCUGAUAACACUAACUUCUGGGCAGAGGGUGUGCGUUGUUUUCUGAUGUGUCCUAAUCCCUUUUGAAUCAAAGCUGCUGCAGGAGAUGACAGUUUAUACUACUUGUUUGAUUUAUAAAAUCAUCUUUAUUACAAUUUCGACAGGAACAGUGCCAACACACAGCUUCCAAGGUAUGAGGAUUUGGAACUGUGGAAAAUGGUGAUUAUCAUGCAAUAAUGUUUAAUAUUGGCAUGCCUCCUGGUGAACGAUCACCUGCAUAUUAUACCGUUUAAAAAGAAGCACAUAACCUCAAAAAAAAUACUUUGAAUAUUGACCUUAUUUUUCGGGGAUAGUAGUAAAGAAAUCUUAAUAUAGUACUCACAUGCCAUAUGUACAUAAAACGUUAUUGGUAGCUGUCAGAUACAUUAUAAUUGUAGCUAGGGUACGCUUUGAUAGCACGAAGGUUAGUUGUGAGGGUUAAGGUUGUGUAACUGAACAUUGCCACAUCAUACCUUGUAGUAGUUACCUAUUUCGACGCAGAACAGUGCACCUUUAUCAAUCAUUUGAGUGUUUUAAGCUCAAGUUUGGUCGCUACUAACUCCUCGAAAGAUUUUCUCAUGCUAGCUAGCAUUUCACUUUGUCUGCUGUAAAGUGUUGGACAAGCAGUUUAGACUAGCUUUAAGCUUACGUUAAAACAGAUGCCUACUGCAAAUCAGUUAGAAGAACUCCAUAUUGAAUGAGCAGACUUUACUUAAACAGAGUGCAAUUUCAAUCCCAUACAGUUUGGCGGCGUUAUAAGGAGUUUGACUUAAGGCCAGUAUGGAAAAUGAAAGUAAUCAAUGAGUCUAUCUAUGACAUGUGACUACUGUAUUAAGAUAGAAUUGAAAGAUUGUGAACCUUUCCUUUAUUUAAAGCAACAUUAUGUAGUAAUCGGUGGUUUCAGAGUGCUAGUCAUUAAUAUUGGAAGCUGUUGUGUUAGACAUGCAUUUGUUAUGAUUACCUUACUUAUUAAUAAUCAAAAUCUAGCGAGUCGACAUCUUUGCAUACUCAGCCAAAACAUCACAAGGCAUAAAGCACGUUACUAUUGCAAAGUUAAAAGCUUUCUGUUCAUCAAGAGACUUCAUAUAUAACCCACAGGCUACCACAGCACUAUCAGAGAGAAGAACUCAUAUUUUAUAGUAUUAAAACAGUUAUAUAAUGUUGCUUUAAAAGACGAGUAUUUGCUGAUCUGAGAGUUGUUGUUUUUGCUGAGAUGCCUGAAUGUUAGACAAAUGUAAUGUUGACUCCACUCUUUGCUUAACCUUUCUUGACAUUAUAAAUGUAAAUCAGAUUUAAAAACAUAUUUUGAUGUUAUUGUAUGUCUUGAUACAGCAAACGCUACAUGCUCAGUGUAUAUUAAUUGUAUUUUCGUACAAUGCUUAUUCGCUGCAAAUUAAUAUUUUAAGGUGAGCUAGAUGGGCGUAAAUCAGCACAAUAUAAAGAAUAUAUUAAACCCAUACCUUUAAGUUGAAAAGUAUAAAUCACAUAUUGUUACAUAAAUCAUUUAGCGAGAAUAAAUAUGAAUAUGCAUUUUAGAGUUCAGUUUGUCACACACUACCUGCAGUUAGACAAUCCAAUAAGUACAGGUGUAGUGAGCAUUGCUGUCACAGUGCUUUAAACUAGAGGACCAAUGAUAUACAUGCAAAGUGGACUCAAAUCUCAGAGCUUUGGAAAUACAAAAUAAUUACAUAGGUUUUAAAAGA